Messenger RNA from Portunus trituberculatus (swimming crab), 4750 nucleotides. RefSeq lists its product as uncharacterized. Gene Ontology annotation, cellular component: membrane. Gene Ontology annotation, biological process: G protein-coupled receptor signaling pathway. The record is from RefSeq and is a predicted model, not a curated record. The transcript has 12 exons. Gene Ontology annotation, molecular function: peptide binding; G protein-coupled receptor activity. The coding region runs from base 2920 to 4419 and encodes 499 amino acids. Lineage: Eukaryota; Metazoa; Arthropoda; Malacostraca; Decapoda; Portunidae.
GCACCAGCACCUCAGUCCUUCCUCCAUCUCCGUCGGGGUCACACGUGCGGCGUUCACGCUCCUCCCCUCACGCUCCAGAGCCUCUCGAGGUAGGCAGUCAGGUGACGAGACCCACACCCAGAACACACCCUGAAGUCAAGAAAGAGACGCCCUCACUGCCGAUAUGAAGACCACAGGCGCCUCUCACCGAGCAGGCCGAGCAGCGCGUGAAUGAAAACAAAACCCUGUCACAGCAAAACACGCAUUUUGCUCUCUUUCCCUGCAAUCACUUUUUACGAGGCGAAGUAUUGCGAGCAGUCGAUUCCAAAUGCCUCUCUCUCCUAACACAACAGCUGCACCUUUGCCUGCACGCCGCCCGUCACGACAUACCCCGCCCACGCCCUGCCUAGCAAGUGCCCCCAGUGUGAGUGCUUGGUGCCUGGGUGGAGGAGGAAGCGGUGGAGGCGAGGGCGGCGGAGAGGCAAUGGUGGUGGUGGUGCCCCUGGGUGUCAUUAGUCGGGGCAGUGAAUGGAUGGUCGCCCCUCACUGAGAGAUGGUCCACCUCCACCUUAGGGCACGGCGUCUUCCCAAGGGUGCGGCGGCAGUGGACCGACUACUCAUGACCCAGAGUCAGCCCGGUGCAUCACGCAGGGCGGCACGGACACCACAGCAAGGCGAGUGCUACUAAUUACUGCCACUAUUGCUGUUCCCUGUGUGACGUUGUUCAUCAAAAGCGUAAAAUUAGUGAGGAGGAAAAACGGGAAGAGGAAAAUGGACAAAAGAUAUUUCAGGGAAAGAACAGUUUUGGACGCUUGUUAAAGUUGCAUCUCUAGGAAGUGACUCUAAAAGGGCGUUGCUUUAAGUCCCGUUUUAAGCAAGAAUUUCAGAACGAGCGGUUCAGCAAGCCUCUCGGCGUGACGGUAGUGUAAAGGACGCGGCGACACUCUACCUCAAAUUCCAUCCACAAAUAAAUAAAACAAGAGACACAGGACUCAUUCAAAGCAGCUUCCGCACACACUCACACACACAGGAAGAAGAAAAGAAUUAUAAUUUGUUUUUUUUAAUCUCGCCUGACUCUGAAGCAAGACAGUAAAAAAAAAAAAAAAUAGAUAAACAUAUUACGAAUGUGUGUGAAGAAAAGUUACAGAAGGAAUAUGGAGCAAUAAUCUGAAGGAGGAAUGAGAGGAAGAGAGCAGAAAGUGUUUUAAAAAUAAGAAGAGAAGGAGAAGGAACACACGAGUUUAACAACUUUAUAAGACAAUAUCAUACACACCAACACACAUUUUCCUUCACCUCACACUCUCCCUCCUUCCUCCUGUCAAUACUCUGCUUGUUAUGGACAUGUACUGAAGUGCUUCUUGUUGGGCGAGAACCACACUAAUCCCGGGAGUCUCCUAACGAAGCACAGUUGUCCGCGUUACGUAAUUUUAGCUCGAUUCGCAAUUUUCAGUGUGCACGUGUGUGAGUGUGUGUGAGAGUGGGUGUGAGGUUGAAGGAAAAUAUAUAUAUAAAAAAAAAGUGUAGUGAUAAAAUACCUUAAAAAGCUUCUAUAAACCACACAAGAUCCAUAUAAAAACUGCAAUGUAAAAAACAAAACUACUAAAAACAACUGUAUAAUUCCCUAACAUCAAAUGAAUGACAUGUGAACGUGACACUUACUAAUAACUAAGACUAAAACAGUGCAGCAUUUCGUUUAGUUACUUAUUAUUUCUCACCUCCUAAAACUGAACCCCAAAUAAACAAAAACAAAACAAGUGGAGAUUAUUAACAGUAACUAAACCAAGGAACCAUAAAAAUACAAAAGAUAAAAUACAAAAACAAUAAAAUAUUACAACUACAACUACAACUACAACUACUAAAAACAAAUAAAGUAACUAAAAAGAUUUAUAUACAUAGUUAUACGUAUAUUUCUACUGACACAAAACAAAUGACACACAACAAUACAAUGAGUUUGAGAAAUUGAUAUGAAAACAAGACUCGCUUUCAGCACCUGAGAUCCUCGUCACGUCAUCUGAAGACUUCUAGCACUGCACUGCACCUCAAUACACCUUCAUCUCACCUCACCUCACCUUCACACCAGUCAGCAGCUUCGUAGGCUGCCUCGUUCCUCGUCAGGGUUACUGGUCGAUCUGCCGCCUCGAGGACGAACCAAGGAGAAGCUCACGCCACUUCAAGACCAUCUAUCAACAAGCUGCUGGCCGGAGAAAGUUGGCAACCACUCAAGCACAAGCCUUCCUCACUUCUUCCUCCACUCCACCACCACCACAACUAGACUCCACCUAUCCUCAUCCAAGACCCACUCCACUUCUCCCACCUCAGCCCUCCCUCCUCCCUCCACACACACACACACACACACACACACACACACACACACACACACACACACACACACACACACACACACACUAACACACCACAGGACCCCUCAACUAACCCGUAUUGUAACGAAACAUUCCUCUCUAACAACUUGGCCUGACAAUUUAUAAACACGCCAGCCAACUUCCUACUCUAACCUUCUGUAAGAUCCGGUUUCUCUCUCCCACUGCGAGGUCACCCCUUCCUCUACUAACUCCCGACUCUCUCUCUCUCUCUCUCUCUCUCUCUCUCUCUCUCUCUCUCUCUCUCUCUCUCUCUCUCUCUCUCUCUCUCUCUCUCUCUCGUCUUUCCUCUGCUCACUUUAACUGUUUAACACGUUCCUUUCUUCCCUUCUCGCUUAGACAUAAUAUUAUAAUUCACCGUAUCUUCUUUCCUCAUCAUCCUCCUUCGGCCGCUGACUCACUGUGAAAAAGGACAUACACGCGUACACACACAAAUCCUUCUCCGCCUACACACGCUGCAUCCCUCGUCUCCCUAUCACCACCACCACCACCACCACCACCCUCCCCAUCAUCACCGCCAUUGCCUUCCUGUCCCGCCCUCUCUCCCGCCACACUCACCACCAUGUCUAUUGGAGGGGGCGCCCACUUGAUCUUCGGGGGCGGCAGCAGCAACCGCACCGUCUCGUCCCAGCAGUUCGAGUGCCACCCGGGCGGCACCACCGAGGCUGCCAUCAUCCUGUCUCUCGGCGCCCUCGGCAUGUCCGCCAAUAUCUUCCUCAUGACGCUUCUCAUCGCCCGCAGGCACCUCAGGAGGUGGUCCCAGGGCCUGCUCUUCCACCAGGCACUCGUGGACUGUGGGAGGGCAGCAAUACUCAUCCCACUAGGCCGCUCCAUAUACAGCUGUCAGCCGGUCACCAAGUGUUCUCUGGUGGAGACUGCCUUCCUGCUGCUCGUCACCGUGUCCACAAUCAAUAUGUUAACAACGGUAUUAAGUCAAGUGCUGAACGACGCUCCACUACUGCCGGAGGACUCUGACCAGAAGCAAAUGCCGCUGGUUAUGGAGUCACCGCAGUGUGUUCUCUUCGGUACCUUCAUGAUCUGGUUCGCCUCCAUCACGAUAAAUCUCGGUCCUACCUUCCUUUCCGGGGCACUGGCGGCGAACAUUGAUGAGGAACACAACGCCCCAUCGUGUCCGCUCAUCACGGGGCCGCUGCGUCACUAUGUCCUGAACGUGCUGUGGAUCGUGACUAACGUGCUCGUGGUGCUGCUCACAGUCUAUCAUCUCUGGAAGCUGUACCGUGACCUGUCCACCUCCUCGCUCGAAGCCGUCCGCAUCGCCUCCCUCGUCACCACCAUGAUCAGCGUCACCCAGCCAAGAAACCAAGACCCUGAGGCGAGUGAGCACCGGCAGGUCAACAGCUACAUCAACCGUAUGGAGCGUGAGGGCGUGGAGCGAGUCAAAAUGUUCGUGGUGGUGACGAUCGCCUACGUGGUGUUCUGGGGCCCCCUGUUCCUGGUUACUCUGCUCACGCCAUCAGGAGGCAAGACAGGACUCAGCCACGAGGUGACUCUUCACGUGGCUUAUGUGCACGCCUUCGUCAACCCGGCACUGUUCCUGGCGCUGCACAAGGGCUUAAGGAAGGCAGUAACCGACAUUAUGUGUUGCCAUUGCUCCACUGUGAGUUGCGCCGCUGACGAUACAAGUGGACGAGUGGGUGACGGCGGCCUCUCCAGCUUGCAGUCGAACAUGGCGUCCUCGCGGGCUAGUCUCGGCGGCGGCGGGCUGGCAGGGUUGGCCGGGAUGGGCGCGGCUAUGGGGGCGAGCGGUGGUUUAGGAGGAGGCACGUCCGGACUCUCCCCCGCUGCCCAGGCCCUACCGCAGUACCCAACAGACGGAGACAUCACCCCGCCGCCUUUCUCCUCCAUCAACCGACCUUACCUAUUCACGGAAGUAAACAGUCCAGGAGGCAGCGUGCGGGGCUCCCACCAGGACCUGAGCCAGCACCGCCUGCAUAUGGCUACUCCCACCAAGAGCAGUGUGAAUGGUUACCUUGGGAGCCGUGAGGCCAGGAGUCAGGCGAGCGGGCCGACCUUCGCCGCCUAUGACAAAAGACUGGCCUAAGCCGCCCCUGGAGUACUGCCGCCGCCCCUCCUGGUGAAGCCACAGAGGGAGGUGACAACGACGACCUUCAGCGGCUAACAGGAGGAGGAGGAGGAGGAGGAGGAGGAGGAGGAGGAGGAGGAUGAGGAGAAGGAGGAGGAGGAGGAGGUGGAGGAAGUUGGACGUUCUGAGGAAGUAAAAAGUGCGAAGAGGAGACGAGAGGAAAUGAGAAGAAGCGCGAGAUAUAUGACCAUGACGGCACCAAGGUGAAGAAGAGGAGGACGUGGAGAAUUAAGAGGAAAAAGAAGAAGAAGAAGAAGAAGAAGAAGAAGAAGAAGAAGAAGAAGAAGAA